Molecule: messenger RNA, 3861 nt
Organism: Dryobates pubescens (Downy woodpecker)
Lineage: Eukaryota; Metazoa; Chordata; Aves; Piciformes; Picidae
Gene: MATR3
Product: matrin 3
Exons: 14
Coding region: 36-2741 (901 amino acids)
Cellular component (GO): nucleus
Molecular function (GO): RNA binding; zinc ion binding
Source: RefSeq, a predicted model, not a curated record
UUUGAUCCAUAAAGUAGACAAGCUCUAGUUCUACAAUGUCCAAGUCAUUCCAGCAGUCAUCUCUGAGUAGGGAUUCACAAGGUCAUGGGCGUGACCUCUCUGCAGGAAUAGGCCUUCUUGCUGCUGCUACCCAGUCUUUAAAUAUGCCAUCUCUUGGAAGGAUGAACCAGGGUACUGCACGCCUUGCUAGCUUAAUGAAUCUUGGGAUGAGUUCUUCAUUGAACCAACAAGGAUCUCAUAGUGCACUGUCUUCUGGUAGUACCUCUUCCCAUAAUUUGCAGUCUAUAUUUAACAUUGGAAGUAGAGGUCCGCUCCCUUUGUCUUCUCAGCACCGUGGAGACGCAGACCAGGCCACUAACAUUUUGGCCAGCUUUGGUCUGUCUGCUAGAGACUUAGAUGAACUGAGUCGCUAUCCCGAGGACAAGAUCACUCCUGAAAACUUGCCUCAGAUCCUUCUACAACUUAAAAGGAGGAGAGCUGAAGAAGGUUAUGGUAGAGAUGGCAGAUCAUCCGCACGGGAACCACCGUACAGAGUACCUAGGGAUGAUUGGGAAGAAAAAAGGCAUUUUAGAAGAGAUAGCUUUGAUGAUCGUGGUCCUAGUCUCAACCCAGUGGUUGACUAUGACCAUGGAAGUCGUUCUCAAGAAUCUGGUUAUUAUGACAGAAUGGAUUAUGAAGAUGACAGAUUAAGAGAUGGAGAAAGGUGUAGGGACGAAUCUUUCUAUGGUGAGACUUCGCAUAACUAUCAUAAAUUUGACAGUGAGUAUGACAGAAUGGGUCGUGGUCCUGGUCCUGAGAGAUCUCUCUUUGAGAAAAAGAGAGGUGCUCCUCCAAAUAGCAAUAUUGAAGACUUCCAUGGAUUCUUACCGAAGGGUUAUCCCCAUCUGUGCUCUAUAUGUGAUAUGCCAGUUCAUUCUAAUAAGGAGUGGAACCACCAUAUCAAUGGAGCGACUCACAGCCGACGCUGUCAGCUGCUGCUUGAAAUAUACCCAGAAUGGAAUCCUGACAGUGAUUCAGGACAUGGAAUGGGUGAUCCCUUUAUGUUGCAGCAGUCCACAAACCCUGCACCGGGAAUUCUGGGACCACCACCACCUCCAUUUCACCUUGGAGGACCUCCUGUUGGGCCAAGAGGAGCUGGAAAUGGAAAUAUGCAAGGACCCAGACACAUGCAGAAGGGCAGAGUGGAGACAAGCAGAGUUGUUCACAUCAUGGAUUUCCAGAGGGGAAAGAACUUAAGAUACCAGCUGCUUCAGCUUGUUGAACCAUUUGGGAUCAUUACAAAUCACCUGAUUCUGAACAAGAUCAAUGAGGCAUUUAUUGAGAUGUCAACCACUGAAGAUGCCCAGGCUGCAGUCGAAUACUACUCGACGACACCUGCCCUGGUGUUUGGUAAACCAGUCAGAGUCCACUUGUCACAGAAGUACAAGAGAAUAAAGAAGCCUGAGGGUAAGCCUGACCAGAAGAAUGAGCCUCCCAAACCAGAGCUUGGUCGUGUGAUUCACCUGAGCAACUUGCCUCACUCGGGUUACUCUGACAACGCAGUGCUCAAACUGGCUGAACCCUAUGGAAAAAUCAAGAACUACAUUCUCAUGAGGAUGAAAAGCCAGGCUUUCAUUGAGAUGGAGACCAGAGAAGAUGCUUUAGCUAUGGUUGAGCAUUGUGCUAACAAAGCACUUUGGUUCCAAGGCAGAUGUGUGAAAGUGGAUUUAUCUGAAAAAUACAAGAAACUGGUCUUAAGGAUUCCAAACAAAGGAGUUGAAUUGCUGAAAAAGGAUAAAACCAGGAAGAGAACAUACUCUCCAGACAACAAAGAUUCUCCAAGCGAUAAGAAGUCUAAAACAGAUGCUCCUCAGAAACCUGAAAGUGGCAAUGCAGAAGACAAAGUAAAAGAGGAGAAGCCAGAGGAUGCUGCUGAGCCAUCGGGCACUAAAACUAAUGAACAGACAGAGCAAGAUGAGCCCAGUUUACUCCUGGAGUCCGAAGAUGAGCUGCUUGUGGAUGAGGAGGAAGCAGCGGCACUGCUAGAAAGCGGCAGCUCGGCAGGGGACGAUGCAGAUGUCGCCAACUUAACGGAUGUGACCGCAGAGGAAAAGAAGGACGCGGCUGAGGACGUCGCCGUCAAAACCGAGGGGAAUGCUGCAGCCAGUCCAGCAGCAAAGAAGAAGCUGAAGAAGCGCUAUGUGGGUGGCUUUCCGCGGAGCAUGGAAGGCUUCGUCACUCUGGAUGAGGUUGGUGACGAGGAAGACUCCGACCACCAGAAGCUGCGCAAGGCAGGGUUGGCUCUGAAAUCUGCUGCCAAAAAUGAUGACAGCCUGGCAGAGAUCAAGGUAGACAAGAUUGAGGAGGCGGAGCAGGAGAGCGAGACGUUGGAAAACGGCACCAAGCCCGAGGAGAACGUCAGGGUUGAGCCUGUUGAAGGUUCUGACGCCACAGCGCCACAGGAUCCCGAGAAGAACGCCCAGGAAAGCACAGAGCCUCAGGAGGAGCAGGAAGCAAAGAAUGUCGCAGACAAGGCUCUCAUUCCAGAUGAGUUCCGGAUUGGGCCCUACCAGCCAAACGUUCCUCUUGGUGUGAAUUAUGUGGUACCCAAAACAGGGUUUUAUUGCAAAUUGUGUUCCCUGUUCUACACAAAUGAAGAUGUUGCAAAAAAGACCCAUUGCAGCAGCCUUCCUCAUUAUCAAAAGUUGAAGAAAAUUCUGGAUAAAAUGGCAGAAGACUACAGGCAAAAGAAAGAAGCUUAAAAGAAAGCUGUAAGGAAAGCAGUGGCUUUGGUUUUUAAUGUUUAAUCUUUUUUAAAAGCAGUACAAGUAGUAGAUGGGAAUACUGUCUUCUUUUUGGGUUUAGUGAAAAACAGUAGGCAUUUUAGGUCUGUUCACGUGUUUAAAUGUUGUAGCAAAAAGAAAGGAAAAAGGCAUAAAGCAGUUAAGUUAACGACACAAAUUUGUUCUUCAUGCGAGAAUGGCAACAAGUUGUUUUUGUUUUGACACUUCAACAUGCUGUUAAAAAUCCUUGCACCCUUGUGGAAAGCUCAUCCAUGGGAAGACAAACUUGAUUUAAGUGGAAUUUACCUGCUUUUCAAGCUUUCAGAAAUGUGUCUUUUCAGUUCCAUUCUCAAUAAAAGCUAAAAAGCUCCCCCCCCUCUGUAUUUUUGAGUUUUAUCUAGAACAUUCCAGAUUUCAGUCUGAGCCUAGCAGCUGUUUAAUUUCCAGUGUAAGGUUGUCAUUGCAUUUCAUUUCUGGAAGAAGUCUUUAAAUGUAAGUUGCAAAUUUCUUAAGUGUCGAAUUGCAGUUUCUUUUAAUGUCAUUGCUGUUCUAUAGCAGAUAGGAAAACUUUAGAGAUUAGUCAGCUUUACAACUUUGUGAUGAUUUCCCACCCCCCUCCCAAAGCUCUUGGUAGACUUGCCCAUUCAGCUGUUCCCUGUAUUUUUAGUGACAAGUAAAUGCCCAUUCUCCUCUGACCAGUAUUAUUUCCUCAAGCUCUUCCUGCUUUUACUUGAAUCUUGUAGCUGUUGUCCAUCUCUGGUAAUGUUCCAAAGCAGCAUUUUGAGUCCUGAAAUGUAAAAAAAAAAACAAACCACCCCAAACAAAACAAAAGUAUCUUUAUAUUCUUCACCUGUAAUUUUUUUCAUACCUGCAUUUUAAACCCUUUUUACUUUUGUUGUUGCUGUUGUUAGGAUCUGGUUUUGUCAAGACUCCUUAGAACUGUGCUCUUUAAUGUACCUGCACAUGUGCUAUGUGACCAGGAAUUUGCAUGUGUAACCUGUGUUUCUCUGUAGUUCUUUUCUUUUGUUCUUUACUGCUUCUUUGUGAAUUCAGGUUACUAAAAGUGAGUUACCAAUAAACAAAGCUUAGGUGACAGUCA